AUGAAAACCGGUUCAGUUCUGCUGUUGCUGGUCUUCCUGGGGACAUGCUUGGCUUACCAGUACCACAAUGUGGCCUUGCGUGGCAAAGCAACUCAGUCACAGCAAUACAGGGGAAAGUAUUCUUCUCUGGCGGCUGCUUACAACGCCAUUGAUGGAAACCGUGAUGCUCGUUUUCCUGCUGGUUCAUGCAGCCACACUGAAAAAAUGGCCAACCCCUGGUGGAGAGUGGACCUGCUGGAGAAGUACAUGGUCACCACUAUCAUCAUCACCAACAGAAGAGACUGCUGUGCAGACAGGCUCAAUGGGGCUGAGAUUCAUGUCACAAAGAAUUUGCAUUCUGGUUACUCUGGUUACUCGAGUUACUCUGGUUACCACGGUUACCACGGUCACAGAAACCCAGUGGUUGCUGUAAUUUCUCAUAUCCCAGCAGGCAGGGCCCAUAUCUAUAACCUUGAAAAACCUGUGGAGGGACGUUUUGUGACUGUGGUUUUACCUGGUUCAGGAAAGGUCCUCACACUCUGUGAAGUGGAAGUCUACGGCUACCGUGCUCCAACUGGAGUGAACCUGGCAAUCCACGGAGCAGCCUCACAGUCAUCAUCGUAUUCAUAUCAAUGCCAUCCAAGUAAUGCUAUAGAUGGGAAUCAUGCCACCACAUGGGCAAAGGGAAGCUGUUCUUGUACAAAAUGGACAAACAGUCCCUGGUGGCAACUGGACCUUGGCAAAACCCAUAGAGUGAACUCUGUCAAGAUAACCAACAGAAAAACAUACCCAAAAUACCUUGAUGGAGCUGAGAUCCGCAUUGGAAAUUCUCCUGUGAACACUGGCAGCAACAAUCCCCGGUGUGCUGUGAUCAGUCACAUCCCUGCAGGUUUUUCGCAGACGUUCGACUGUAAGGGGAUGGACGGUCGCUACGUUAUCAUAGUUGUUCCUGGAAAAACUGUGUAUCUGACCCUGUGUGAGGUGGAGGUGUAUGGCUCUGUAUUGGAUUAGAUCUGUUGAGGUUCAAAAUGAAUAACAAUGGCAAUUUACAUAGCCGCUAUUUAGCUGGUGCUCUUUUAUAGAUUCUGGUAGAAAUUAUAUCUUAAGUUUGACUUA
Molecule: messenger RNA, 1095 nt
Organism: Scomber scombrus (Atlantic mackerel)
Lineage: Eukaryota; Metazoa; Chordata; Actinopteri; Scombriformes; Scombridae
Exons: 5
Coding region: 1-990 (329 amino acids)
Source: RefSeq, a predicted model, not a curated record